AUGUCAGGGUUCCAGAGAGAGAACGAAGCUGCAAAAUCUCUGUUCAGGAGACUAGAGUUCGCUGUGACUCCCAUCGUGUCCGUGGACCGGGACAGAGCAGCGAUGUCAUCCCGGGUCUCCUUCACGCUGCUCCGUCUGGAGACGGAGCUGGAUCGGUGCCGUGCCGAGUGUCAGUGGGAGCGGAUCCCGAUGAUCGUGGACCAGAUGCUGGCUGCGAAAUUCCACGAAGACGACGACUAUGGGAUCCUGCUGAUAGCUGAGGCCCUGUUGGAGGAGUGUCUUCAGGACAACCUGGAGCUGCUGCGUCGGGCCACACCUCUGACGGACGAGACGCAGCCCAAACUGAGCACGGCCAAAGCCCACCUCAACACCAUCCUGAGUCGGGGUCGCCUCGCGUCCAGGUACUUGAACGAGGCUCUGCUGCUCAUGGCCAAGGUGGACUACGUGCAGGGUCGGUACUGGGACGCCCAGGGCAUGUGUGCCAGGGUGGGACUGGAGGAGCUGACCCAGGACGAGCAGCCCACCUACCACCUGAGGCUGCUGGCCGAGGCCUUCGUCAUUAAAGGUCUGUCUCUGGACCAUCAGACAGUUUCUGCCGUGUCCAGGGUUCGUCUGUCGGAGAGGGAGGAGGAGAGUCUGUCCUGUUACCUCCGGGCCUGUGACGCCGCCCUCUCCUUCCUGCAGGAGCUGGACAAGACAGUAACUACACCUCACCCCAAGACCAACAAGACCAGUCUUCUGCCUCCACCUGUGGACAUGGACCUGGGCUACUUCCUCCAGGCUGCUCUACAGAGCGCUUACCUCUGUCUGCUGCACCGAGGUCAUCUUGCCCAGGGGGCUCACCAGCUUCGUAGGGUGCUCAGGGUGGUGGAGUCACGGGGGUCUCAGGGCUUCAGGAAGUCUGCAGCACAGAAGCUGGCGGAGGUGCUACUGAGCUCAGUCAGUGAAGAAAGCUACUGGCCCCCACUGGGGCCCCCACCCUCAGCUUGGCUCCACAGAGAGGGCGCUGCUGCCCCCAAAGACGCCAUCUACCCCACUGUUAGACCACCACAGCGGUACAGCUCUGACGGUUGCUAUUGCCCUCAGGACGUGGUGGAAGAAGCAGUGUUGUUGCUGCUCAUCACAGAGUCAAUGGCCAGCGGUGAAGCGGUCAUCAGUCGACUUCCUGACCAGGCUGAAGCUCGCCAGGCCAGUCUGCAGGAUGCCACGUCCGUCUAUGAUCUGCUCGCCAUCGGCCUGGCCAGGAGGGGGCAGUAUGCCAUGCUGUCUGAGUGUCUUGAACGAGCUAUGAAGUUCUCUUUCAACGAGUUCCACCUCUGGUACCAGCUGGGCCUGUCACUCAUGGCCUCUGGAAAGGGGCUCGGUGCCAUGUCUGUAUUUAAGGAGUGUGCUAAGAUGAGACCUGAGGACCCAUCACUGCCCAUGUUGGCUGCAAAAAUCUGCAUCGGUCAGCUGCACUGGUAUGAAGAGGCGGAGUCUUUGGCCCAGAGUGUGGUGUCCAUGGGUGAAGACGCUGCGGAGUUCCUGCCCAGAGCCCACGUAGCCCUGGGUCUGUGCUACAGUCUACAGGCCUCCAACGCUUCUCUCAAAGCAGAUCGUGAUGAACUCAACAAAAAGGCCCUUCACCUUCUAAAGAAGUAGGUCUGGUCUUUAGACCCACUGGACUCUCAGGCUGCCAUGUACCUGGCUCUGCAGCUGGCACUGAUACGUCAGGGUUCUGCAGCCAUGGAGCCCCUGCAGAGGGCCCUGUCUCUCCACAGUGACGACCUGCACUCCCUCCACCUACUGGCCCUGCUGCUCAGUGCACAGAAACACCACCGUCACGCCCUGGACACGCUGGGCCUGGCCCUCAGCCAGUACCCCGACAACUUCAAUUUGCUCUUCACUAAGGUGAAGCUGGAGGAGGUUCUGUUUGGACCAAACACAGCCCUGCAGACCUGCGAGGUGAUGCUGCAGCGCUGGCAGAGUCGCUACGACCACACCCGCUCCAGUGAGACGGACGACAGCAGCAGCAUACCGUUGGCUGAAAGAACAGAGGUGUCAGAGGUCAGCCCUGGGGGCAGGAAACCCUCCAUUCACCUGCUGCUGCCCGACUUCCAGGACACCUCCACGGGUUCCCUGAGCCCCUCCUCAGUUGCACUGUCUCGCCUGGAGGCGGCGCUGUCUGAGGUGUCAGACAUUAGCUCCUCUCGUCGCCAAGGACCCACCUACAUCUGGACCACCUUGGAACACAUCUGGCUCCAGGCUGGGGAGCUGUUCAUGGCAGACGGCCGGCUGAAGGAAGCCCAGUUCUGCAUCACUGAGGCCAGCUCCCUCUUCCCCAACUCUCACUCCCUGCUGCUGCAGCGGGGCCGUCUGGCCGAGCAGCGGGGCCAACUGGACGAGGCCAAGGCGCUGUACGACGAAGCUCUGGCCAUCCACCCCACGGGGGAGCGCCUACUGGUGAACAUGGGCCGCCUGCUGGUGAAAACAGGACGCGUUCAACUCGGGGAGAAGGUUCUGCGUGACGCAGUUCAGGUCCACAGCACCUCCCACGAGGCCUGGAGUGGUCUGGGUGAGGCCCUGCAGACUCUGAACCCCAGCCAGGCCCCAGAGUGCUUUCUGACGGCCCUGGACCUGGAGGCCUCCUGUCCCAUCAGACCCUUCAGCAUCAUCCCCAGAGAACUGUGACAGGACACUGAUGAGACUGGAGGGCGGGGGGUGAGGGGGUGGGUCACUGGUCAGUAGCUUCUGUCUGCAUGGUUAUUACAGUUGGUCAUCAUUUAAGAGACCUACUGUCACUCCACAUACAUGUGCAGCCCAGAUGGGCAAACUGAAACACUGUUUAUGACAAUAACUGAGAUGUUGUUAUUUAAUAAUAGUCAUAUGACCA
Messenger RNA from Cynoglossus semilaevis (tongue sole), 2872 nucleotides. It is a transcript of the gene ttc7a, whose product is annotated as tetratricopeptide repeat domain 7A. Gene Ontology annotation, cellular component: plasma membrane. The record is from RefSeq and is a predicted model, not a curated record. Gene Ontology annotation, biological process: protein localization to plasma membrane; phosphatidylinositol phosphate biosynthetic process. NCBI's taxonomy places the organism in Eukaryota, Metazoa, Chordata, Actinopteri, Pleuronectiformes, Cynoglossidae. Gene Ontology annotation, molecular function: protein binding. The transcript has 21 exons.